AUGACAUUGCUCAGCACAAGGCCUGUUUCCCUGUCAAACAGGAACUCACUGCCUCCAAGAGCUUUGGACUAUGGAGUGUCCAAAGACAUCAAAGCAGAACAGCAAGCAGAGCUGCCUGAAGCUCAGAGUGACACUAUGGAAGAGAAGAGAAAGGACGAGGAAGACAUAACAAGAAUUGAAGAGGAGAUGACUCUCCCUCAGCACAGAGGCGAUCAACAAAAUCAGGUGGGUGAAAGAGUGGCAGCCACCCCACUUACAAAACUUCCUCUCUCUUGCUUUUUAGAAAAAAUGAAGGAGCAGAUGGAUGCAGACUUGCAGAAAGCUCAGGCUAAGUGGAAGGCAAGGGAGAUGAAUCAGAAGGAAGAAAUGAAGAUCAUCCGAGAGAAACUUAAUCCCCUCCCUCAGGCUCUACAAAAGCAAGUGCAAGUGUUGACAUCCCACCUGGCAGCCUCUGAAGAUUUCCAGCAAAUGUCUGGCAAUGAGGAGCCCCACCGUUGGCGUAAGGCACAGAUCUACAAAGGCUCUAUCACCAAACCUGCUGCAUCAGCAUCAUUGCCUAAAGGAGCCUUUGUUCCCCGACCUGAGAAGAGGAGGCAGGGGAGUUUGCUCAUCUCCCGUGCUGACCGAGCUGCUGCUCAGCAACAGGAGAGUGAGGAUGACUCCCUAAAGCUACUGAGGACAUUUAGGGACAUUUCCAAAACUGAAGAUAAGAUCAAGGCUUGGGAGAAGGGGCUGGAGGAAGAAAUGAAAAUCGUCAGAGAGAACGCUAAUCCCCUCCCUCAGGCUCUACAAAAGCAAGUGCAAGUGUUGACAUCCCACCUGGCAGCCUCUGAAGAUUUCCAGCAAAUGUCUGGCAAUGAGGAGCCCCACCGUUGGCGUAAGGCACAGAUCUACAAAGGCUCUGUCACCAAACCUGCUGCAUCGGCAUCAUUGCCUAAAGGAGCCUUUGCUCCCCGACCUGAGAAGAGGAGGCAGGGGAGUUUGCUCAUCUCCCGUGCUGACCGAGCUGCUGCUCAGCAACAGGAGAGUGAGGAUGACUCCCUGAAGCUACUGAGGAAAAUGGUGACCAUGGAAAAUCCCACAACGAAAUACACAGAACUGGGAAAUAUUGGCAGGGGGACUUUUGGAGAUGUUUGCAGAGCACUCAACAAUGCCACAGGGGGAGAGGUGGCCAUAAAGAAAAUAAAUCUUCAGGGACUGAGAAAGAAAAAACUAAAAGUCAAUGAACUCAGGAUCAUGAAGAUGAAUAGGAAUCCCAACCUGAUCAACUAUUUAGACAGCUACCUUCUGGGUGAGCACCUCUGCCUGGUUAUGGAAUACAUGGACGGAGGCACUCUGAGAGAUGUCAUCAGCAAGUGCUAUCUGUCUGAAGAUGAGACAGCAGCCAUCAGUCGGGAGUGCCUGCGAGGACUGGAUUUUCUUCACUCGAACCAUGUGAUCCAUCUAGAUGUGAAAAGCCGCAACAUCCUUCUCGGAACCGACGGCUCUGUCAAGCUGGCUGACUUUGGCCUCUUUGCUGAGCUCACCCCUGAGCAGAAUAGACAAAGCUCCAUGGCCUGCACUUCGGGGUGGAUGGCGCCUGAAGUGGUGACAGGUCAACCAUAUGGCCCCAAAGUGGACAUAUGGUCUUUCGGAAUCGUGGGCAUUGAAAUGGUGGAACGAGAAGUUCCUUACUGGAAUGAAACUCCUGGCACAGCUGAACUCCUGACAGCCAGAGGAGGGGGACCACAACUGCGGCAGCCAAACCGAUUCUCGCCUUGCCUGUGUGACUUCCUGAGCUGCUGCCUGCAGCCAGAUGUGAUGUGUCGCUGGUCUGCCAAGGAUCUCCUGAAGCAUCCAUUUGUAACAUCAGCAAAGCCAGUGUCCACCCUGGCAGCACUCAUCAAUUUGGCGAAGAAGAAGAAGAAGAAGCAGGAAGAGACAAGAAUGUAACAAUCAAGAUGUUAU
This is a messenger RNA of Passer montanus (Eurasian tree sparrow), 1947 nucleotides long. RefSeq names its product serine/threonine-protein kinase PAK 3-like. The record is from RefSeq and is a predicted model, not a curated record. The coding region runs from base 1 to 1932 and encodes 643 amino acids. The transcript is spliced from 15 exons. Gene Ontology annotation, cellular component: cytoplasm. Gene Ontology annotation, biological process: regulation of MAPK cascade; protein phosphorylation; intracellular signal transduction. Lineage: Eukaryota; Metazoa; Chordata; Aves; Passeriformes; Passeridae. Gene Ontology annotation, molecular function: ATP binding; protein serine/threonine kinase activity.